Emiliania huxleyi CCMP1516 is the source of this 1389-nucleotide messenger RNA. RefSeq lists its product as hypothetical. NCBI's taxonomy places the organism in Eukaryota, Haptophyta, Isochrysidales, Noelaerhabdaceae. The record is from RefSeq and is a predicted model, not a curated record. The transcript is spliced from 11 exons. Gene Ontology annotation, biological process: protein N-linked glycosylation. Gene Ontology annotation, molecular function: glycosyltransferase activity. The coding region runs from base 93 to 1310 and encodes 405 amino acids. Gene Ontology annotation, cellular component: Golgi membrane.
AGAAGUGGGCUGAAGCUGUCGGUCGUGCUCCGCGUUCGUGCUGCGCGUUCGUGCUCCGCGCGACACAGGAACCGGCGCAAGGCGCCGUGGAGAUGCGGCCCUCUCGCGCCGACAUAAAGUACAACUGCUGGGUCCCGUCCAGCGGGCUCUCGUCGCCCGCUGUCACCGUCAUCAGUCAGUUCCAACUCAGCAACGCGACGCAGGCGAGCUUUGUCACCAACAACCGGCUGGCUUGGGCGGCGGCCCAGCGGUACCGCUACUGUGAGCUUGGCGUCCGGCCCGACCAGCUCCGGCAGAGCUGGGCGUGGGCGCGCAUCCCGCUGCUCCUCGCGACGCUGCGCUGCUCCGACUACGUGGUGCACCUCGACGCGGACGCGUUUGUGAUGCGGCCCGAGUGGGGCGUGGAGAGCUACCUGCGGCAGAUGCAGGAGCGGCGCGCGAGCCUGCUCGUCACGCGGGACUACCUCGACCUCAAGCGCUCGCCGAUCAACUUUGGAGUCCACAUCGCGCGAGCGACCGACUGGACGCUGCGCUUCUUCUCGGAGAUCUACAACAUGUGCGCGUGCGACUCGGCGAAGCUGCUCAACUGGCCCGCCGAGCAGGGACUUGUCGUCGAGUGGCUCCAGGCGCGCGGGCACGACCCGCUCACGGGCGGCGGCCCAGUCCUCGUCAUCGACAAUGCGGGGCUCAACCGGUUCCACUACCCGAGCUGGGACCACAAGCGAGGGGAGAGCGCGGUGCCGGCGCAGGCGCACAUCGUCCACUACGCAUGCUGUGUGCCCGCCAGGCCGCCAGCCGGCGGCAAGCGCAACUCGAGGCACGGCUUCGACCGCUCCUUCGACGCGCGCAUCAACGCCGCCAUCGGCGACUUCGCCCGCAUCCACGCGGCCAACCUCAGCGCGGCGGGAGGGGUGCGAGUCAUGCUGCAGCCGCCCGCCCGCUCGACGGCGGAGGGCGGCGCCGCCGCUCCGCCGGCGCCCCUCCCGUGGGGCGGCGCCAUGCAGCUGGCGUCGAGCCGCUGGCCGUGCGCCGCCGUUGGCCGCAGAGAGGUUGGCUCGGUGAGGCACAGCGGGUACUUGCGCGGCGUGGGGACGCACCUCGGCUCGCUGCUGCACAUCGAGGAAAGCGCAGACGAGGAGGACGCCAAGGCCGCGGCAGAACUCGACGAGCCCGCGCGCCACCGCGGGGCGAGAGGGCUGCAGCGCCGCCGACUCGACGCGUUGCGGCGCGUGGCUGUCAUCAGCACCGUGUGUCCUGCCGCAGCCGUGGGCAAGUGCAGAGUCGUCGGGCCGGCUCCGCCUGAUAGAUGAGAGCGUGGCCGAUGCGGUACGAGUCUGGAGUCUCUUCUUGAGAGACUGAGGCGGUUUUGGUCACACUCUUAUAUGGGUC